ACAGUUUCAACCUUUCACACAUCCACCACCAUCCAGCGCCAUGGCCAGUGGCUCUGCCAAACUGGCACCAGGUGUCAGGCACACGGCUGCCAGUUUUGCAGAGGAGGUCCAGGGAUGCGUCGGAUCCGUUGGAUCUGGAUCGGCCUUCUUCCAUGCACUGGAGACGAUGCGCCACGAGUAUGAGCGUCUCGUGGCCGAGAACGAGCUGCUUCACAACGGAGCACUCCAUGGAGCGCUCGAUCGGUCCACCUCUCAGACCUUCGUUUCAGGGGGAGCUGGAGUGGUGCGGCUUCACUCGGAGGGCUUGAUGAGCAUGGAGACUCUGGAGCAAGACGUCCCUCAAGAGGCACCCGUCCGCUCUGAGAUGAUGGGCAUCCAGGACAAGUCCGAAUCGUUGGAACAGUUGGAGAAGAGCAUUGCAAAGAAUCGGCGCUCCGUAUUCAUGCCCCAUGAAGAUGUCAGGACCAGCAUCCAAUCUGUUUAUGGAUCCCACUUCCGCCAGAAGACGAACAUGGUGGGAGGAACUUGCUCCAAGGUGGCCAAACAUCCGUAUUUCCAGAACCUUGACAUGCUCAUGAUUUGUGUGUAUGCCGUGUGGAUGGGCAUUGAUGCUGAUUGGAACGACAAAAUGUUGAUCACCGAUGGCCAGUGGAUGUUCCAGACAGCGGACCAGGUCUUUUGCGUGUACUUUGUGGUAGAGUUGAUGAUUCGCUUCUUCGCCUUUACCAAUUGCUGGGACCGCAUUCGUGACCCAUGGUUUGUGUUGGAUUCCAUCUUGGUGCCGCUCACCAUUUUUGACACCUGGGCGAUGACCAUCAUCUCUUUGUCCUCAAACGUGGAUGAGCAAGAUGCAACGAUUGUACGUCGCUCGGAGAUUCUGCGCUGGUUCAGGACGCUGCGGCUCUUCCGGAUCGCCCGGGUUGCCAAGCUCGUCAGGUUCUUGCCAGAGCUGCAGAUCCUGCUGAAGGCAAUGCUCACGGCCUUCCGAUCAGUGUUCUUUGCCCUCCUCUUGCUUCUCGCGUCGCACUACAUGCUUGCCAUUGUCUUCAACGUCACCUUGCAAAACACCACUUCUGGCGAAGCCCACUUUGACACCGUCUUGGAUUCCAUGCAGACCCUCUUUGUCCACUGCACCCUGCUGGAUGAAGUGCUUCAACUCAUUGAUGCUCUCAAUCUCGAAGGACUCUACUUCCACUUGGUCAUGGUGUACUUUGUGAUGUUUAUCAAUGCGAUCACAUUGAUGAAUAUAUUGAUUGGAAUUGUGGUGGAAGUCAUCAGCAAUGUGGCAGCUGCUGAGAGGCAAUCGAUGAAAGUGAAGUGGGUUGCAGACGUGAUCGCCCAGUUCUUGGGUGUCGAAGAGGGAUGGAUCAAACAAUCCGAGUUGCUGGAUAUCCUGCGGGGCUCGCCAGCCAUGUCGGCGCUGAAGCUUGUAGGUGUGGACCGUGCCACGCUGAUUGAGACGGUUGACCAGCAUUUCAAGGAGUUCCGAAGCCAAAACCCGGAUCCCGAGAUGUCUGUGGAAGACUUCGUGGAACUGGUCCUAGCGUUGCGUGGAAGCAACACUGCCACGGUCAAGGACGUGGUGGAGCUCCGAAAGGUCCUGGGGCGAUCGCAAGAGGUCCUCGCCUUCAAGGUGGAGUCUUUGGCUGCAAAGUUUCCUUCCCGCACCCCACCGCUGCGCAGCUCGCAGGUCUUUCAAUUUGGACUUCACAGCGGUGCCCGGCUCGAGCGAGGUGAGGCCUCGUCCACGGACCAUGCCUCGGUGGAGCGUUCCGUGGAGGUCACGGUGGCGAAUGGAUCUGUGGAGGAAGACGUGGGCUGCGACUUACUGACGCCGUGUCCGAUGGCGUACACCCACGACUUCCAGGAGCCAACCAAUGCAGCGUCCCUCUGACGCUUUGAGACGCACCGGUCCCACGAUGCUGGUGUGUUUAAAAUUUUCACCCGAAUACCUAAAAUCUCCCAAAGGUGCAUCGAAACUUUUGUGCUUCGCAGUUGAAGCUUGGCAC
This is a messenger RNA of Durusdinium trenchii, 2009 nucleotides long. NCBI's taxonomy places the organism in Eukaryota, Dinophyceae, Suessiales, Symbiodiniaceae. The record is from the annotation of a GenBank genome assembly.